Molecule: messenger RNA, 1599 nt
Organism: Triplophysa dalaica
Lineage: Eukaryota; Metazoa; Chordata; Actinopteri; Cypriniformes; Nemacheilidae
Gene: gng13b
Product: guanine nucleotide binding protein (G protein), gamma 13b
Exons: 3
Coding region: 320-523 (67 amino acids)
Biological process (GO): phospholipase C-activating G protein-coupled receptor signaling pathway; sensory perception of taste
Cellular component (GO): heterotrimeric G-protein complex
Molecular function (GO): G-protein beta-subunit binding
Source: RefSeq, a predicted model, not a curated record
UGGCCCAGCAGCGACUGAAUAGCGUCCUUGCACUUUAGCACUGCCAUCCGCUCAACUUCCUCAGCAUCAUUUCAUUUUUCUCUGCUGCUUGAGCUUCGCAGCAUAUGAACACAUUAGUCUCACUGUCUGCUGUCUGCAGCGGAUGCACGAUCGUCCUUCGCAUUUUCGACAGCUGGAUAAAGGCGUAUCUGUGAUUUUUUCCCAUUGUUUUUAAGGAUAAUUCCAAGAAAAAGAACAGCUUGUGCCCAAGACGGGUUUGGGCUGCCCAUAGAUACAUCACCGAGGUUUAGGUUGAUCACUAACAUAUCAAGUUACAGUCAUGGAUGAGAUGGACUUGCCCCAGAUGAAGAAGGAGGUAGAAAGUCUCAAGUAUCAGCUGGCUUUCAAAAGAGAGAAAUCCUCAAAGACAGUGACAGACCUGGUGAAGUGGAUCGAGGAAUGUGUGCCUGAAGAUCCUUUCCUCAACCCUGAGCUGAUGAAGAACAACCCAUGGGUGGAGAAGGGCAAGUGUGUGCUCCUAUAAAAGAGAAGCAACAGCAGCAGUCGGCCCAGCCCACGUCUGAGCCUUCACCAGCCUGACUGGAUCACAUAGCGCUUGCUCUCUCUGUUUCAUUCCCUCACCAUGAAUGUACAGUAAAAUAAGACCACAUACACACGCCAUGACCUCUAUAUAGUCACUGAAAGGAUUGGACACGUUGCCAUGCAUUCCUAUUCUACUUAUACCAUCAAUAUAUCUUUAUAAGCAGUUAGUGGAAUUUAUUUUGCUUAUUUGACUUUGUGGUGCCGCUUGCGCGCUUCAGAUCUUCAGUUCAAGCAUAGUGUCGACAUGUAAAUGCCAGAAAAGGCCUGUUAGAUGACAGACUGCAUGACAGGAGAGAAAAGAACACAGCAUGCCCCAAAAAGUGUUUACAGCUGAUAUUUCGUGGCACCAGAAAGGCAGGGGUUGUACAUUUCCCUCUGUUAUGCAGCCAGUUCAUUUGCCCUGCAGGCCUAUACACUAUUUAUACCACACUCAGCACUCUCACUUACAGACCAUUUUUAAACAUGUACAGUUCUUUUAAUUUAUUAAAUUAUUUAUGAGCAUUAAUUUAUUAAUUUAAUACAGGAGUUGUCAGCGCUGGCUGCUUUAGAAGCUAGAAUGGACCUGCUGUUAUUUAACUACACCCAUUUCUUGAAACCAAACAGAAAAACCGCAUCUCGCCAGUUCACCAUUGAAUACUGCCUUGAACACAAUUUCCUUAAAAAGAAUGUAUGUGUCUUAAGGAAUUAGUUAACCAUCAGUACCCGUAACCAUUGAAUGGAUAUGCAAACAGAGAGAUGUGCACUGGCCAAGGCUUUUUCUUAGAUUCAUAGCUUAAUCUGCACUUACAGUAUGUGGAGAGGCAAGGAAGUGGGGUUUAUUUAUGACUUUUGGUUUUGUUUGUGUUUUUAUAUAUUUAAACAAUAGAAACCUGUCUAAUUAUCUAGAGGUGUGUUACAUGAAUGCAUUGAGAAAAUAUGCAUAAGAUCAAGUACUAGUUUAAUAAAGCAAUAAGUGAUUUUUUUAUUGAAUGUUUUACAAAAACAACAUCUUAUUGAAUAAAGUAGAGGAUUUUUAGA